Molecule: messenger RNA, 159 nt
Organism: Suillus fuscotomentosus
Lineage: Eukaryota; Fungi; Basidiomycota; Agaricomycetes; Boletales; Suillaceae
Exons: 2
Source: RefSeq, a predicted model, not a curated record
AAGAGUCGCUUCUACCAUGGCAUUGGAAAUCUCUCAAAGUCUGAGGUUGCCGUCACUUUUACCAGGACCGCUGCAAACUCAAUAUAUUGUCCUCCUUAUCUUCAAACAGCGUUAGACCUCCAAUCCGGCGUUCUCGAUGCCAAGGACAAGGAUGACACU